AUGUGUACUAACAACUACACUGGACACGAUUGCGGACUUCUUCCUUGUAAUUUCAUACACAUACAUUUAUUCAUAUAUCGGUUCUGUUUUCUCCUUUCCUACGUUCUCUCUUGUUCUACUUCUUUGUCCCCCCCUCGUUCUCUCUUGUUCUACUUCUUUGUUCCCCCCCGUUCUCUCUUGUUCUACUUCUUUGUUCCCCCCCCGUUCUCUCUUGUUCUACUUCUUUGUUCCCCCCCGUUCUCUCUUGUUCUACUUCUUUGUUUUCCCCCCGUUUCUCUCUUGUUCUACUUCUUUGUUCCCCCGUUCUCUCUUGUUCUUCUUCUUUGUCCCCCCCGUUCUCUCUUUUACUUCUUUGUUCCCCCCGUUCUCUCUUUUUUACUUCUUUGUUUUGUUCUCUCUUUUACUUCUUUGUUCUCUCUUUUUACUUCUUUUGUUCCCCCCCUCUUUUCUUCUUUUUCCCCCGUUCUUUUGUUCCCCCGUUCUCUCUUCUACUUCUUUGUUCCCCCGUUCUCUCUUCUUCUUCUUUUUGUUCCCCCCCGUUUCUCUUGUUCUACUUUGUUUCCCCCCGUUCUCUCUUGUUCUACUUCUUUGUUCCCCUCCGUUUCUCUCUUCUUCUUUGUUUCCCCCCUCCGUUCUCUCUUCUACUUCUUUGUUCCCCCCUCCGUUCUCUCUUCUACUUCUUUGUUUCCCCCCGUUCUCUCUUCUACUUCUUUUUUUCCCCCCCGUUCUCUCUUCUACUUCUUUGUUCCCCCCCGUUCUCUCUUCUACUUCUUUUCCCCCCGUUCCCUUCCCUCCGUUCUCUCUUCUACUUUUUGUUCCCCCUCCCGUUCUCUCUUGUUCUACUUCUUUGUUUCCCCCCUCGUUCUCUCUCUCUCUCUCUCUAAUUUUUUUUACGUUUCUCCCGUUCCCCCUCUUCUACUUCUUUUGAUUUCUUUUUCUAAUUUUUCUUUUUACUUCUCUCCUUUCUCUCCUCUUUUUGUCUUUAUGUUUCUUUGCUUUUUAUCUCCUUUCUGUCUUUUCAUUCAUUUUUGUCUUUCUUUUAUUCUUUUUCCUCUUCAUUUUCACCUUUCCUUCCAUUCUUGGAUAUUUACAUUCUUGUUUCUCUCCCUUCGUUUGUUUGUUUUUCUCUCCCUUCGUUUGUUUGUUUUUCUCUCCCUUCGUUUGUUUGUUUUUCUCUCCCUUCGUUUGUUUGUUUUUCUCUCCCUUCGUUUGUUUGUUUUUCUCUCCCUUUGUUUGUUUCUUUUUCAGAUUAUUUCUCCCAUUCUUAUCUCCCUUUUUCUUUCUUCCUUUCGCUUCCUUAACCAUUUCCUUUUUAGUCUUCGUCCUUUCUUCUUUCCUUUCUUUCUCGGUUCGCUUUUCCGUCUUGACUUCCGAUUAUUUCCUUCUAUCUUUCUUUCAUACUGUUUUUUCUUUUUUUCUCUACUUCCUCGAGAAAACCAAAUUUUUGUCUUUACUUUUUUGAAAACCAUUUUGUCUUUACUUUUUUUCUUUCCUUUUUUUCUUUCCUUUUUUCUUUCCUUUUUUCUUUCCUUUUUUUUUCUUUUUUUUUUUUUUUUUCCUUUUCUUUCCUUUUUUCUUUCCUUUUUUCUUUUCUUUUUUCUUUCCUUUUUUUUUUUUUUCUUUUUUUUUCUUUUUUUUUUUUUUUUCUUUUUUUUUUUCUUUUUCUUCGUUUUUGUCUUCUUUUUCUUCGUUUUUGUCUUCUUUUUCUUCGUUUUUGUCUUCUUUUUCUUCGUUUUUGUCUUCUUUUUCUUCGUUUUUGUCUUCUUUUUCUUCGUUUUUGUCUUCUUUUUCUUCGUUUUUGUCUUCUUUUUUUUUCGUUUUUGUCUUUUUUUUCUUCGUUUUUGUCUUCUUUUUUCGUUUUUUGUCUUCGUUUUUCUUUUCUUUUUCUUUUUUCUUUUUUUUACUUUUUUCUUCGUUUUUUCUUUUCUUUACUUCUUUUUUCUUCGUUUUUUCUUUUCUUUACUUUUUUUUCUUUUUUUUUUCUUUUCUUCUUUUUCUUCGUUUUUUCUUUUCUUUACUUCUUUUUCUUCGUUUUUUCUUUUCUUUACUUCUUUUUCUUCGUUUUUUCUUUUCUUUACUUCUUUUUCUUCGUUUUUUCUUUUCUUUACUUCUUUUUCUUCGUUUUUUCUUUUCUUUACUUCUUUUUCUUCGUUUUUUCUUUUCUUUACUUCUUUUUCUUCGUUUUUUCUUUUCUUUACUUCUUUUCUUUUACGACAAAGUAAAAAAAAAAUCUGUUUUGGCUUCUCGCUUUCAUCACAAAUCAAACACAGUUCACCUCAUCAUUUGCUGAUCUUUCAUACGGCUUCAUUCCCACACACGGCUCCCCACUGCACUCCUUUAUCCAUCUUUAGAUCUUUCCUUCCUUCAUCAACGGCAUCAUUGCUGAAAAGAACGCUAAGAGAAUACUACGCACACCAGACGCAAUCACGAGAGUGGCCGUCUUCAGCCCAAUUCAUUUUUUUUUUCUCAUCUGAAGAAGGAGGGGGUCUCUUUCUGUUCCCACAAAGCCCCAUAUUGUCUAUAUGGUAUUGCCAAUUUUAUUUUUAUAAAAGUUGUUCGGGAUGUAUCUCCUUUUCUUCUCCUUCAACUAUUAUAUGGCCCAGAGAGAACCUUACUGUUGUGUGUGUGUCUAUCUAUCUAUCUAUCUAUCUAUCUAUCUAUCUCGACCCUCCUUUCCUCUGUGCCCGCCCACCCGUCUGCCUCGGUCUGCCUACCCAGUCUCUGUCUACUUACCCAGUUUCUGCGUCCGCCUGCCUCUGUCUGCCUACCCAGUUUCUGCGUCCGCCUGCCUCUGUCUGCCUACCCGGCCUCUUCGCCCGCCUGCCUCUGUCUGCCUCCCCGUUCUCUUGGUCCGCUUCCCUGUCUCUCCGGUCUCUGCACCUGUCCGCCUGCUACUCUCUGCAUACCUGCCUCGGUCUGCCUACCCGGUCUUUGCACCCGCCCGCCUGUCACUGUCUACUUACCCAGUUUCCGCGUCCGCUUGCCUCUGCGCGACUCCCCAGCCUCUGCUCUCGCCUACUUGCCUUUGUCCGUCUUCCGGCCUACAAACCUAGUAAAAGUUGUCCUCUUUGCUGUUUCUUUUCUAUCUUGGUUCUUGUUUCUCUCUCUCUCUCUCUCUCAGUGUGCCUGCAGCUUACCCUACUCUGUCAUGACCCUGAUACCAUAACUCAACUUCUAUCUACCUAUCUCUUUCAGUCUACGCACCGUCUCUCUCUUUCAGUCUACGCACCGUCUCUCUCUUUCAGUCCACGCACCGUCUCUCUGCUUCAGUCCACGCACCGUCUCUCUAUCCUGGACACUGCUCAGUACCUGUCGACACGGUGGGCUCGCAACAGCUGGAUGAUGUUACGUAGCAACCGGUCUAUGUUGUUAGUUGGACGCGACUCUAUACGAAUUUCUAGUGCUAAUUUGACCAAGACUGACACAAAAAACACUUACAAUCCAAUCGGAUUUGAAAUCAAGGAUACUGAUGGAGAACCGCUCAGGAAAGCCGUUUUUGUUGGCGACAAAGUCCAGCUUACGUUCAUUUUGUGGGAUAACAAAGUUUUCAGUGAUUUCCAUGUGAGUGAUUGUGAAGCAUUUGAAGCUGGUGGCGGCCAUGGCAGCAUCAAGCUUAUUGAAAACAGUUGUGUCAACAAGAAUGCUUUCAGUGUGAUUGCUGGCGAUUUGGAGAAAGACGGCAGCACUCCAAAAACCAUCUCCUUGCUCAUUCGGGCUUUCCGUUUCGUAAAAUCUCCAGCUGUGUCAUUCCGUUGUAAUGUCAUUGGUUGCAAGCCUGGAGACACUACGUGCUCUGAUGUAACUCUCAAAGACCCUGAAGAUUGUCUCCAGAAGAGCGAGUUUGUGACACUUGUCACAUGUAUGGCAGCUGUUGUCAUUAUACUUUUGGUGUUGUGUGCUGUCCUCGUCUUCCUCGUCCGUCGUAAACGCAUGGAGAAAGAAGAAUUCAACAGUGACAUACCCCAGAAACAAAUUGGUAUUGUCGACUUUAAGAUUCCACGAGUGACUAACUAA
Molecule: messenger RNA, 4014 nt
Organism: Acanthosepion pharaonis
Lineage: Eukaryota; Metazoa; Mollusca; Cephalopoda; Sepiida; Sepiidae
Source: the annotation of a GenBank genome assembly